ACCAAGUGUCGGAGCAUGGACAAGUCGAAUACUUGGCAACAUAAUAAUCUUGGGCAUACGAACAUUAAUAGCAUUAUAUCAUGAUCCAAAAAAAUCUUUACAACUUUCAGGCUCAGCUCAUUACUUUUUAACUGGAUCUAUAUGUGCAAUAUGGUAUAGAGAAAUUAUUAGACUUGGUUUAUUACCAUUGAGUUCAGAAGAAGAAAUGGCGUUAGUAAAGAGAAAAAAACAUAUUCCUAAUGAAAGCUCAGGAGAUGUAUAUAGUUAUAUUAUUAAUAAUUUACCAAGUCGUCAUUGGAUUGUUCGACGCUUCUUCGAUUGGACAUGUUAUUUUGCUUUUUUCAUAAUUCUUUGCACAAUGCCCCAUUUAUCCUUAAAAGUUUUUGGUAUGCCUAACAAUUUAACAUUGGAAUCUAUUACUGGAGGAUCUUUGUAUUCUGCUCUGAUCCUUGCAGGCCUUUUAUCCCGUGAUGGCUCGUUCGUUAAUGCAUUUUCGUGGAAUUUACUUUGCUUUUCUGGAAAAAUUUCAUUUAGUAUAUACUUACUACAUCCAAUUGGAUUUACAAUUGUGAAUGAAUUUGCGACAAGUAUAGGAGUACAAGGGGCGGCAAAGGAGAUAGAAGCGGAAGAGAAAGUUAAUGAUAUUUUAGACGCUGUAAUGUUGACAUUUGUG
Messenger RNA from Ambispora leptoticha, 673 nucleotides. NCBI's taxonomy places the organism in Eukaryota, Fungi, Glomeromycota, Glomeromycetes, Archaeosporales, Ambisporaceae. The record is from the annotation of a GenBank genome assembly.